Molecule: messenger RNA, 934 nt
Organism: Argentina anserina (silverweed cinquefoil)
Lineage: Eukaryota; Viridiplantae; Streptophyta; Magnoliopsida; Rosales; Rosaceae
Product: transmembrane emp24 domain-containing protein p24beta2-like
Exons: 5
Coding region: 126-755 (209 amino acids)
Biological process (GO): Golgi organization; endoplasmic reticulum to Golgi vesicle-mediated transport; intracellular protein transport
Cellular component (GO): COPII-coated ER to Golgi transport vesicle; endoplasmic reticulum; endoplasmic reticulum-Golgi intermediate compartment
Source: RefSeq, a predicted model, not a curated record
CUGCUCAUUUUGGUCGGUAAAUCUAGAGUCCACACCAAACUCAAACUCAGUCAAACCCUCAAACCCAUUAUCAAAUCUUCCAUACCCAUUUCUUCUUCUCUCUCGAAAGAUUGGAUUCACAGAAGAUGGGGCUGCUGGGAUUGUUAAUGAUGGGGUUUGUGGUGUUGUGUCAAAUGAAAGGCUCGUUUGGGUUGAGGUUCGUGAUUGAUAGAGAAGAGUGCUUCUCUCAUGAUGCAAAGUAUGAGGGUGACACUGUUCAUGUCUCUUUUGUUGUUAUCAAAAUCGAUUCAAGUUGGCAUCACGGUGAAGAAGGAGUUGAUCUUGUGGUGAAGGGGCCUUCUGGUGAACAACUUCAUGACAUACGUGAAAAGACGAGUGAUAAGUUUGAAUUUGUGGUUCAGAAGCCUGGUGUUCAUCGCUUCUGCUUCACUAACAAGUCUCCUUACCAUGAAACCAUUGAUUUUGAUGUACAUUCUGCGCACUUCACAUACAUUGAGGAGCAUGCUAAAGAUGAGCAUUUUAAACCCUUGUUUGAGCAGAUUCAAAAGUUGGAGGAAGCCAUUUUCAACAUCCAAUUUGAACAACACUGGCUAGAGGCUGAGACUGACCGCCAAGCAAUAUUGAAUGAAGGAAUGAGUCGGAGAGCAACUCACAAGGCAAUGUUUGAAUCAGCCGCACUAAUUGGAACCAGCUUCCUCCAAGUUUUUCUUUUGAAACGUUUGUUCGAGCGCAAGCUUGGAUCAUCUAGAGUCUAGAUCAUUCAGUAGCUAAUUAUCAAAUGUAACAUUACACAGUGGAAAUUAUUUUACAUGGUGAAAUAUUUCAGAACAGAAACUGUAGCAUUACAUGGAAACAAUAGUUUCAAGAUGGUUUUGUUGCUUAGUUGUAUUGUUCAGUUUGAACUACAUAAUGCCAUAAUGGUACUUUCUUGGAA